AUGGAUUAUUCAUUGGCAACUCCAACCCUCGUCCUUCCUGCCUUUGCAGGAUCUCAAUUGGGCUCUAGAUCGAAUUCUGGGAAUUCGUCACGUGCAACCACCACGCCCACGCCCAUUGGCCACCCGAGGCUAUCCAAUGUCACUGAAGCCUUUCUGUUGCGACAUUUUCAAAAGUACCUGGCGCCGUGGCUCGAUGCAUUCAAUCCCGACCGACACUUCUCAACAGAUGUCAUCGAGCGCGCGACCCAAUCCCCAUUACUUCUGUAUGCUUGUCUCGCAGUCUCAGCAUGUCACCUAUCCCGAACAACCAACUCCAUCGCCGGCGAUGUCGCACACGGAUAUCAUGAGCGCUGUAUCUCAAUAAUGUUGCCGGUCCUCGACAAGCCCGAGUUCGAAAUCGGAAUCGACAUCCUCCUCUCGUCAACCGUCAUUCUACGAUUUUUCGAAUCAAUCUCCUCCCAUAGUCCCCCAAACGACCAACAACACCAUCUCCUGGCCGGUUCGGUAUACAUCAGUUCCCACGUGGACUCAGCUAUCUCGGGCGGACUGGCAUCGGCUUCUUUCUGGGCCUAUGUCAUUCAAGAUAUUCAAUUCGCGCUCACGUACCAGAAAUGCCUCCGCUUAACAUUCGCGCCGUUCGAUGACCGCCUGCGACGAUGGUGGGCCGCCAAACCUGCCCUGAGCGACGGAGACUGGACAAACCGGGCAAUCUGGCUAUUGGCCGAGACUAUCGAUUUCUGUUAUAAUAUCUCCGGCCGAAGCCAUGACGGUAGACUUGGCAGUGCGGGGGAGGCUGCGCUCAGGCACCGCAUUCUUGAGUGGGAGCUUGGUCGACCGGAUACGUUUGUGCCGUUGCAUAUCUCGCCGGCGGAUCCUGGGAAUGGGAAACCUUUUCCUGUUGCGUGGUAUACGAGCCUGUGGCAUGCUACUGCGGUCCAGCACAUCUGUCUCACUAAAUCGUUGGUGCUCAUUCGCGAACUUGAGUUUUAUGAUCGGAGUAUGUUGCAUUUAGAGCAGCCUGUCAAGUUAAGGCAUGAUCUGGCCGAAACGCUUAAUUUUAUGUUCGGCAUCGCCACAUCUGCCGACGACGACCCUUCACUGCGUAUCACGGCUUGUCACGCACUUUUUGCCUGCGGCUCAUGGGUGGAAGACCCUGUUGUACAAACUUUGCUGAUUGACCUCCUUCGUCGAACUGAAAGGGAAAACGGCUGGCCGUGGGGAUAUAUGCGCAACCAGGUUAUGCAAGCGUGGAGGCCGAUAUAG
This is a messenger RNA of Penicillium roqueforti, 1263 nucleotides long. Its product is annotated as transcriptional regulator family TF. Gene Ontology annotation, cellular component: nucleus. Gene Ontology annotation, biological process: positive regulation of transcription by RNA polymerase II. The record is from RefSeq and is a predicted model, not a curated record. Gene Ontology annotation, molecular function: transcription cis-regulatory region binding; DNA-binding transcription factor activity. Lineage: Eukaryota; Fungi; Ascomycota; Eurotiomycetes; Eurotiales; Aspergillaceae. The transcript is spliced from 6 exons. The coding region runs from base 1 to 1263 and encodes 420 amino acids.